This is a messenger RNA of Athalia rosae (coleseed sawfly), 3341 nucleotides long. It is a transcript of the gene CysRS, whose product is annotated as cysteine--tRNA ligase, cytoplasmic. Gene Ontology annotation, biological process: cysteinyl-tRNA aminoacylation. The transcript has 10 exons. The record is from RefSeq and is a predicted model, not a curated record. Gene Ontology annotation, molecular function: cysteine-tRNA ligase activity; ATP binding. Lineage: Eukaryota; Metazoa; Arthropoda; Insecta; Hymenoptera; Athaliidae. Bases 378 to 2597 code for a protein of 739 amino acids. Gene Ontology annotation, cellular component: cytoplasm.
GUGAGGCAGGGUAUGGGAGUGAUGUUCGCAGUUGAUAAUCUUAGACGUAUUAAUAUUUUGCAUCACACAUUCGAAACGAUUAGUAGUGAAGUCCAACUUUUGACAGCUGUCAGUUGCAUGUGUGUUAGGUUCAGGGUGGAUAAUCUGUUGGACGAUACCUAACUCGAGAUCAUCUUCACACGUCUGAUAUCAGGUGGGAGAGGAAGGAAAUGUAAAAUACACGGCACGUUGAAUCAUGAAUUUUCACCUGAUUCAUAACUGACUUAUCGAGAUCUGAGUUGAAGCCCACACCAGUCUAGACAUUGUCAGGCAGAAAAGUUCAGAAUUUCAUACCGAGCUCAUUGGCAUAAGUUGUUUCUAAGCCUUUCGAUUCCAAGAUGUCGAAUAACAAACGCUCCCAGCCUUUGUGGAAUCCACCAGAUUGUAAGUCUCGGUCAACUUUGAAGCUCUACAAUAGUCUGACUCGGCAGAAAGAGGAAUUCAUACCCCAAUGUGGAAACAGAGUCUAUUGGUACAGUUGCGGUCCAACAGUCUAUGACGCCUCACACAUGGGCCAUGCCAGGUCUUACAUAUCGUUUGAUAUAUUGCGUCGUGUACUCUCAGAUUACUUUGGCUAUGAUGUCUUGUAUGUGAUGAAUAUUACUGAUAUCGAUGAUAAAAUAAUAAAGAGAGCCAGACAGAACCAUUUGUAUGAAGAAUACCUCAGGGAAAAUCAUAAUCUUGACAAAGUACUAGAUGAUGCAAAGAAUGUCAUGGCAGCAUAUGAAGAUACAGUUAGGUCUACAACCGACCCAGAUAAAAAGAAUAUGGUGCAAGGAAUGCUGAGUAAAAUCACAGCAGCUGUAGUUAAUCUUGAAAAAGCCGUUGAAGAAAAUGACCAAAUGAAACUGAAAGAAUCUCAGAAUGCUUUGUUGAGAGAAGCACGGGAUCCUCUGGCAGAAUGGCUAGACAGACAAAAAGGGUCUACAGUUACUGAGAAUUCAAUAUUUAGUAAACUGCCGCAAUAUUGGGAAAUGGAGUAUCACAAGGACAUGGAUGCUCUGAAUGUAUUACGGCCGAACGUAUUAACAAGGGUUAGUGAAUACAUCCCUGAAAUUAUAGACUAUAUAAAAAAAAUAAUUAUCAAUAAUCUGGCAUAUGAGAGUAAUGGCUCUGUUUAUUUUGACGUUGGUGGUUUUGAUAAACGAGACAAACAUCAUUAUGCUAAGCUUGUUCCUGAAGCCUAUGGAGAUGCCAGUAGCUUGGAAGAAGGCGAAGGAGACUUGUGUGUUUCUGAAGAUCGUCUUUCUGAAAAACGAUCACCAACCGACUUUGCUUUAUGGAAAUGCUCAAAAGCUGGUGAGCCCUGGUGGGAUAGCCCAUGGGGCAAAGGUCGACCUGGUUGGCAUAUAGAAUGCUCGGUUAUGGCUUCUGCAAUAUGUGGUGAAAGCUUAGACAUUCAUACCGGUGGCAUCGACCUGAAAUUUCCACACCAUGAUAAUGAAUUAGCUCAGGCCGAGGCAUAUUUCGAUAAUUCAAACUGGGUCAGAUACUUCUUGCAUUCUGGUCACCUGACGAUAGCUGGGUGCAAAAUGUCAAAGUCUCUCAAAAAUUUUGUUACCAUCCAAGAGGCCUUGAAGAAAUAUUCGGCAAGGCAGCUCAGACUGGCAUUCCUUCUGCAUUCCUGGAAGGAUACUCUAGAUUAUAGUGACAAUACCAUGGAUAUGGCCAUUCAGUACGAAAAGUUUUUAAACGAAUUCUUCCUUAAUGUCAAGAAUAAGAUUAGACAAAUGAGCAAUAACACAACUUUGAAUACUUUUAGUAAGUGGAACAAGGCUGAAUUAGAACUUCACAAUAAAUUUUGUGCCACAAAAGAUUUUGUUCACGCUGCUCUAUGUGACAAUAUUGAUACAAGAUCUACAUUGGAUGCUCUGAGAGAGAUUGUUGCAUACAGUAAUAUCUAUUUGAGAGACACAAAACUUACAAACAAUUUACUGCUUCGUGAUAUCGCUAUUUACAUCACAAAAAUACUCGCCAUAUUCGGUGCUAUAUCAGCUCCUCAGGAUGCGAUUGGAUUUCCCAUUAGUUCCAGUGAUUCUAGUGAAUGUAAAAACAUGGAAGAAAAAGUGAUGCCGUAUUUAGAAAUUCUUGCAGACUUCCGGAAAAACGUAAGAUCGUAUGCCCGAACUUUAAAAGCCACUGAUAUUCUGUUAGAAUGCGACAGGCUGCGAGAUGAUGUAUUACCAAAUGUUGGGGUCAGGUUAGAAGAUCAUGAAGGCGAGUGUAGCAUUGUAAAAUUGGUAGAUAAAGAGACCUUACUCAAAGAGAGGAAGGCCAAAAGACUGUUAGAGGCUGAAAAAGCUGCAGAGAAGGAAAAAAAGAAAACAGAAGCUGCUGCUUUGCAGUCAGAAAAGGAUGCUAAAAAAAAAAUUGCACCAAGUGAACUAUUCAGGCUGGAGAAAGACAAAUAUUCUCAAUUCGAUGACAAGGGAUUGCCGACUCAUGAUAUUCAUGGGAAAGAAAUUAGUAAAGGCCAGCUGAAGAAAUUGCAUAAGCUCCAACAAGCUCAGGAAAAGAAAUAUAACGAGUACAUGACCACACUACAAAACGGCCUGUAGUCGAUUAAGGUUUUAGCACCUAGUAUAGCUGGCGGCACAAGACUUACGAGCUUCUGACUCUCAGAGAUUUUGGUAGAAAUACCAUGUUGUAUUUCUCUUGAUUAUGACAAAUACCUUCUGAUAUUGAUUAUGAUCUGUCUUCAUUUGAAGAUACCUUCCUUUAUAUUCAGUAUUGAUAUGAGUCAACUUUCAUUUGAAAUAAACAUCUACAUUCGUCUCAAGUUGGAAAAAACAAAACUAGGUAUACGUUAUUCUUUCAAAUUAUUACUUUAUUUCAUACUAUAAAAGAGCCAGAAUUUUGGACCAGCAGUUUGAUUGUUUUCAUUUUAUUUUUUUCCCCUUCUCACUGUUGGAGACAUUUGUAUUUGAAACUUCGUUUAAAUUGGAAAAAUAUUGCCGACUACGAUAUGUCUUGAAAUUAACAUGGAAAACAAGAAGUGUCAUACUUCAGUAAUGUCAACAAUUGGAUAGUAUUUAUUAGACGUAAGGACUAUUACUGACAAAUUUCGAUAAAUUAUUUAUUCUAACAAAUCAUUUGCAAUACGUUCAUGUAAUAAAAUAACAAGAAAGCUAUACAUAUAAUAUAAACGUAUAAUUAAUUUUAAUAUCACACUAAUUUGUUGCUGUUGUGGAAAAUAUUUAUACCUAAUUCUAAGUACAAUGGUGAUCCGACACAAUUGGAUAUUUUGGGAAAAUAAAUUUAUUGCUUGGAUUACUUCAAGCAAGGCUUAAAUUUUCAUAAUA